Molecule: messenger RNA, 1418 nt
Organism: Loxodonta africana (African savanna elephant)
Lineage: Eukaryota; Metazoa; Chordata; Mammalia; Proboscidea; Elephantidae
Gene: MPLKIP
Product: M-phase specific PLK1 interacting protein
Exons: 2
Coding region: 256-795 (179 amino acids)
Cellular component (GO): nucleus; centrosome; midbody
Source: RefSeq, a predicted model, not a curated record
GGAUCGAGUGUUCAGUCUUUAUCCCUUUUCUUCCUCCUUCUUCACUUCAAUUCGCCCAAUCUCCACCCAAUUCCGUAACCUGCUUAUCGCUCCGUCCCUUCCGGAACAUUUGUGAUACCGGAACCAAUGUGCUUGACGGCGCGGGCGGCCAGAGGACUGUUUUGGUAAAGGACUAACCAGUUCUCUGUGGAGGCUUCGUCGGGACAGUUCCGGCUGGAGAACGCAGCAGUGAGGACUUCGUCUUCGCCUCCUGCUAUGCACCGACAGAAUUUUCGACCCCCGACCCCUCCUUACCCUGGCCCCGGUGUAGGAGGUUGGGGUAACGGGAGCAGCUUCCGGGGUACCCCGGGCGGGAGCGGACCGCGGCCGCCCUCCCCUCGGGACGGUUACGGGAGUCCACACCACACGCCGCCGUACGGGCCGCGCUCUAGGCCCUACGGGAGCAGCCACUCUCCACGACACGGCGGCGGCUUCCCCGGGGGCCGCUUCGGGUCCCCGUCCCCUGGAGGCUACCCUGGCUCCUACUCCAAGUCCCCCGCGGGGUCCCAGCAGCAUUUCGGCUACUCCCCAGGGCAACAGCAGACCCACCCCCAGGGUUCUCCAAGGACAUCUACACCAUUUGGAUCAGGGCGUGGUAGAGAAAACAGAAUGUCUAAUGAGGUGGAAAGUUAUUUCAAGCCUUCCAUGCUUGAGGAUCCUUGGGCUGGCCUAGAACCAGUAUCCGUAGCCGAUAUAAGCCAACAGUACAGCAAUACUCAAACAUUCACAGGCAAAAAAGGAAGAUACUUUUCUUAACAUUUCUGAAAUUCACCUGGAAGCUUCACGUGUCAGGAACAUCUUGAACAAAACCAUGACUUGUGUAAUUGAACCCUAAGAUGAUGCCUUAGUAUAGGCGCUUGGUAUUUUUUGUCAGCAUAUACCAAGUAUUAUUGGUCUAAAUUAGAGAAGAAAUAUGGUAGGGUAAUUUGCAGUAUUUAGCUCUUUGGUGGUGAGCUAUAUAUAUAUAUAUAUAUAUUUAAAACAUUUGAUUAUAUAUUGGACAUUUGUCUUUUUAAUGUUUCUCCAACAUUUUGAAAUAAAACAUUUUGUCUUUUCUAGCUAUAUUGUGGUUUUGUUGUAUGCUAAAAAGCAGAAUUAUUAAAAUAAUGCUUUAUAAGCAUAGGUAAAUUGUCUUUUAGAAACUACUUUUUAAAAUGAAAUAGAUAAACCACCCUUGAGCGGUACAGAGCUAUAUAUUUGUUUACAGGGAGAGAGGAAUGAAGAGGACAAAGAAUUCCAUACCAAUAUAUUCAUAUUCAUUAUAACCAGUGUUCUACUUGCAUAUUUUAUCUAAUGCAUUUGUAAAAAUGCUUUGAUACUUAGUUGGAAGUGACAGAAACCCACUUUAGCAUAAGUAAAAAAAAAAAAAAAAAAGCAUU